Molecule: messenger RNA, 5127 nt
Organism: Papilio polytes (common Mormon)
Lineage: Eukaryota; Metazoa; Arthropoda; Insecta; Lepidoptera; Papilionidae
Product: protein zer-1 homolog
Exons: 8
Coding region: 297-2591 (764 amino acids)
Cellular component (GO): Cul2-RING ubiquitin ligase complex
Molecular function (GO): protein binding
Source: RefSeq, a predicted model, not a curated record
UUUAUCUGUGACAGAACAGAAAUUAGUAGAACUUUCCAAUCGGUCGAUUCUUUGUUCAUUUUGGUUAAAUUGUGCGAAAAUUGAUCACGUCCAUUGCAUUGCAUCGUUCCAUAUUUGUUUAGCAGUGUAUUACACAAGUUUAUAAUGUUUCAGAAGAACGUAAUGUAAAUUUAUAAAGUGAACAGUCUAAUAAAAGUGUUGACACGACGUAAGCAGAAGUAAAAAAAAGAAAUGAGCAAAAUGGUGCCAUAGAACGUGUAAUUUUUCUACACCUUAAGAAAAUUCAUCCAACCAAAAUGGCGCAGAACGCAGAGGAAAUUGAAAUUUGUGAAACUAAUCCAAAUUCCCUCGUAGAAAUAUGUAUAAACAAUAUCGCGCGUGAUCUCGACGCAAUUUCGAUAAGAGAUCCUGACACCCUCAUACGCAGCCUUAGAAGUGAUAUAAUUCUUCCCGCAGAAGUGUGCGAAAAAUUUAUUGAAGUAUUCCAAGAGAGACAUGUAAUUGAUGACAAGAUCGCGAAUAUAUUUCGCGACACCGAAAGCACAAAAAUCAUCAACUUGAAGCUGCGGAACGCGGCAGUGACCGUGGAAGGUCUCCUCUGCUUUAUGGUUCAUAAACCAAAAACGGUGGAGUUAAUUCACUGUGUUGAUUUGACACAGGAGGCCAUCGAUGUGAUCAAUGAUCAUAGCGAAAAUCUGGUUUCUCUUAAAUUUGGACCUCUGUGUUACACCGUUUCACAGAAUACACUAUAUCAGAGGGAUUACAUCUUGUCCAUACCACAACUAAGGAUGCUGUCCAUUCAGUGCCGCAGGGCAACUAGCUUCCCGUUAUUACUCACACUGCCUCUGUACUGCUUGAGGCACUUGGAACUAUCUGAGUUGAGUCAAUCUAAUUACCUGCUUGCUUUGCAAGGCCUUGAGACUCUGGAGUCAUUGAUCCUUUACAAUGUACGGAUUGAGACUGGACUAGUGGAAUGGAUUUGUACCCUGCACUCAUUAAAGCACCUAGAUUUGUCUCAAUCAAACGAAAGGUUGGGGAUAUUCCCGAAUCCAAAUACUAUGCUAGCAAGGAUGAUGCAUUGUCUCCCACGUCUUAUGUCUCUGGACAUUUCCGGUACUAAUUUAGCUGGGACGGGAUCUACACCCCCCCCUGAAGCAGAAGGUGAGGAACCUGAAAUACCGCCAGUUAUUGUGAGGUGUGACAUUCCUGGCCUUUACAGUCGAGUGGACAGGCCUCUGCACUUCCUGGGGCUUUACGGAACACAUAAUGGGGCCUGCAGGUGGCAUGAUAUUCCAGCUAAAGUGAUUACAGGUGAUGCCAGCGAGGAUCAAGUCCUGACAUCUGCAAAGGUUUAUAUGGGAAGACCUGCAAUGCUUGCUCAUGUGCUCAAUGAUCUAUACUACCUGUUCCGUUAUGAUCAAUGUGAAUCAGUACAUCAAUCUCUUGCUGUAGUACUGGACGCCAUGGCUCGACAUAUCCCAGAGAAACAUAUUCAAAUAUCUGGAAGUGCCACCCUGUUUUACAUUGUGAAAGGGAAGGAAAAAGAUAAGUUGGGGAAAAAAUCAAAGCAUGAUAUCCUGAAAGCUUUGCUGAAUGCAAUGGAAGAACAUAGGAAAGAUGAAACUGUAAUGAGGAAUGGUUGCAUAACCAUCUGCCAGUUCAAAAUACCAGCUGAUGUGCUGUGCGAGUAUGAACGUUUAGUUCAAAUGCUGCUGAGCUGUGUGCCCUACCAGAGCCAAGAGGGAUUCGUUCAGCGCGUGUCUAUUUACCUGCUUAACUCUCUGGCCUGCCAGGUUGAUGGAAACCGGAAAUUAUUUUUGGGGAAAAGUGGCCUCAUUGAGAAAAUGGUGCAACUGAUAACUACACGUCACGAAUGUGUUCUGUGUGAUGAUGUGCUUGAGGUCGCGUGGUCCACUCUGUGGAAUGUUACUGACGAAACGCCGGCUAACAGCAGUCGCUUCCUCGAAUGCCACGGAAUGGAGUUAUUCAUUGCAUGUCUCGAGACUUUCCCCCAGAAAGAGGAAUUACUCCGCAACAUGAUGGGCUUGCUGGGCAACGUCGCUGAGGUGGCUGAACUGAGACCUCAGUUGAUGGACACUGAGUUCCUUGAUGUCUUCUACGAUCUUCUAGAUUCGUCUAGCGAUGGAAUCGAGGUAAGCUACAAUGCGGCUGGUGUGCUGGCCCACAUUGCUUCUGAUGGAGAAGAAGCCUGGGUGGUAGCCAACCCAUCAAGAGACGCUGUCCUCGCGCGCCUGGCCAUGGCAAUACAGACCUGGAACCUCCGCGAUGAGAGAAAUAUAAAUUACCGCUCAUUCAAGCCCAUCUUGGGUCUACUCAGUGUUUACCACACUCCGCCAUGCCAGCAUUGGGCAGUGUGGGCCCUUGCUAACCUGACUACAGUAUACCCACAAAAAUACUGCAGCUUGGUGAUUGCCGAAGAUGGUAUUUCACUCCUUAAAAAGAUAAUAAAAGACAAGAGGCCAUACCCAGUGAUUAAAGAUCUGGCAAGCAUUGUGAUCAACAACUGCUCCCGCUACUCCGCUCAGGACAACGAGAACCCGGCUCCGGAUCCUGUGUCUUAUGACAAUUAGCUAUUGGAGUUCUUUGGAGAGGUUGACCCAGAGAUAAGGGAAUAGCAACGAAUUUUAUUCCUCAGAUGCGUUGCAAUCUGGGCGGGAAGCGUCACGAUGGGCUUCAUAUCUAUUAUUAGUUAUGCAUUAACCCAAUAAAUACAUAACACGGCCAGUUUGAAUUAUCCUUAAAUGUGGAACAAUGAAAAUUGGGAUUGCGGUUUGUAGAAUAGUGUAGUGUUUUAAUGGUGAUUGUGCUUACCGAUGCCGUGUUAUUGACGACGCUUCCAAUCUCUCCGGACUCUUUGAGUGAGUGCUAUAAACAGUUUUAGUGUUAGAGUAUAAAUUAUAAUGUAUAUCGGUUUAAACAACCGAUUUUCACAACUUACAUAAUAGUGUUUGAAGUUUUAACUCUUACUAUGAGUUAGAAACGCUCACGUAUGAACAUGUUAUGAUCUCAAAGAAAUAGCAUGUUUUUAUGUGAAACAGCUAGUUAAUCCAUAGUUAUUUGUCAUAGAUUGUUCAGUAUUCUGAAUAAGUGUGUUGUAAACCAAUUUGACUUGAAAGUAUUUCAUUAUUACUAUAUUUUAUUGUUCAAAUAGUAUAGAAUUUGAUGAUUGUAUUACUUUAUGACUAUACUUUAUAAGAUCUGUAUUUCAAAUAUUUGUAUUGAUGAUAGUUUAAGAUUGAAUAUUGCACAAACACUAAGGAGUUUGAAAUGCUUCAAUUUUGAUGUUGAAGACUUUCUUAGUGAGUGCACCUCUAUUUACUAUAGUUAUUGUAUGAACAUACAUCACAGUACUAGUCUCAACAUUACAAUUUCAUAAAAUUAAAAUUCAUUUUAGUGUGUUAGGUAAAUUGAAUAUAGAGUUAUGAUUCCAGGAAGACGUAAAUUUAAUUAUACUGAUAUAAAUAAAGUAUAAGCAUUACAAUGACAAAAAAAAUAUAAUAUUUAAGAUAAAUUGAUUAACAAAAAAUAUUUGAUCGUAAAUUUUAGCAUUAUCUCUACAUAGUACAUAAAAGUUUUAGAGGUUAUCUAAAUAACCUUUUUCAAAUACACAUAACUUAUUCCCGUUAAUAUUGAAGAUAUAGAAUUUAGAAAAUAGAACGUGAUUAAAGCGAGAUCCCAAUGUUGACAAACAACUCAUUUUAGCAUAGCGGGUUACUACUGAUUUUAAAAAUUCAUAUUAUCUUAAUUGUAGUUUUAAAGGUAUGGGUGAUUGCUUAGUAAAUAACCCUUUUAAACAUUUUAAAUAUUGACAUUAAAGUAUUAAUUGAAAAAAAAUAAAAGGCCAAAAAAUAUGUAGAUUUUGCUAAAAAAAAAUUGAAAUUUCAAAAACAGUAGUUACAAUGUUCGUAUAUAGAUUAGAUUCCAUUGUCUUUAAACUUAAGUGAUGAAAAUUAAUCGAUUUCAAGUAUCCAAAACCUCUUUAUUGUAGUCAAGUCAACUUUGCUUAAUUGUCGUCAUACAUUUGUAGGAUCUCCUCCUCAAUUUCUAGUUAAAUUCUGUCAAGGUUAUUUAAUAUUAGAUGAAUAUAUAUUAAGAUUAAUGUUUAAAAUAAUGGACGAUGUAAAUGAGAUGGCUGCGUUCGGGGUUGGGUAUUAACAUGCAAAUGUUGUACGAGGGAUUUAGUAUAAGCUCUGUGUAAAUGUCUAUAUUAUAUUAUAUUACAUUAUCUAGUUCAAAUCUUACUCAUAACUGUUUUGUUAGAGCGCCACUCAGGAACCUUUUCAUAGUCUAUUUAUCCUAAUAUGGCACCAUUGAGUAAAUAUUUAGCCAUAUAAUAGCUAAAAAUUAAAAUGUUAUGAUACAGUAUCUUGUAGUGUUAACCUAACCUUAAAUUAUUUGGUUUCUAUUUUUAUUAUGCGUCUGGUAAAUAGAUUGUUUUAUCAGAUUUUACGUUUCUGUCAAAUUAUUUGAUAGAUUGCAGCUUCGUUUGACGAUUUUAUCCAUUUUUAAGAUAUGCAAAGGUUAUAAAGUUGGAUAGAUGACAAAUUUGACAUAAAAUUUUAUUAUUUACCAGACUGUAUCUGAUUUUAUUGCAAUGUUAAAAUUUGAUGCAAAUUAAAAUUUAAACAACUAUUUUUUUGCUUACAACAAACAUUGGAUGUUGUAAAAGAGAGUGUACCUAAGUAGACAUAGCUUUUAGACGUAGUAAAUUAUUAUAUUGGUGUAUUUCUCUUAUAAACUUUUCUUGUUCUGAAUGUUCCUUGCAUUGAUCGCUAUUAGAUGUUUGAAUAGUGCUAUUAGAUAAAUUCUUAUGCUAUCGCGAUGUCUGCAGCUAAUCUAUUUAAAUUAUAUAUCUGUUAAACGAGAAUUAAAUAAUUUUUCAAUUUGUUUCACAUAAUUUAAACUAUAGAGAUUUGAUUGAUGUUAUGAACUUGAUUAUCAAUGACAAAGGAACCGGGAACUUUCAAGAGAUGUUUUAUAUGAAGUUGUUUUUGUUAGUUGAGUCAAACUUGUUUACUUCAUAUAUUUUUAUUCUUUAAGUCUUACUGCUUUAAUAUGCUAUGUGAUUUUAGAGUUGACAUGUUAAUAAAUUUAAUCUAUUUAGAA